UAUUGGAAGUUUUCCGGGAAAUUUUAUGUAAACACAAGGUUUUCUUAUUGUGUGUGGAAUAAUUCAAGAAAAAUAUGGAUAAAAUCCUUCUGAAUACACCAAAUGCUUGCAAAAUAAUUGUCAGGAACUUUGGGAAGCACAAUAAGAAAUGGGUUUACAAGGAUGGUGUUCGCUACGGGAAAAUUCUCUACUAUCCACGUGAUCCUGACCACCAAGACCCUCCAAUUGAACCCUCAAAGCUCUUCAUGGUCAAAAGAAUAAAACCAUUCAAGGGGAAUCCUUUCUGGGAGAAGAGAAUCCUCCGGGAUAUGGGAUUAGGUGAAAAUCAAACUGGUGAGGUGGCAAUUGUGAAGAAUACCCCAGAAAUGAAUACCCUCCUGUGGAAAGUGAAGCAUUUGGUUAGGAUCACACCAAUUGUCUUCCCAUACGGAGAACCCACGGAGGAGGACAUAAACUACACAUUUCUAAAGGAAAAUGGAGAGUGUAUUGUAGCCAAAGAGAUCAAGAUUGAUGAGAAGCGAUUGCAGGCAACGGAGGAAUUCAAAGGAGAUCAGAAGCGCCUUGAUUCGGAAACCCUCAAAAGGGAUUCCCGGCUAAAGUGGCUCAAUCCGUGGUAGAAACUAUUCUUGUAGCAUCAUACAGAUUAAAUAAUAAAUUUAUUUAGAAUUUU
Messenger RNA from Lutzomyia longipalpis, 670 nucleotides. It is a transcript of the gene mRpL30, whose product is annotated as 39S ribosomal protein L30, mitochondrial. The transcript has 3 exons. The record is from RefSeq and is a predicted model, not a curated record. Gene Ontology annotation, molecular function: structural constituent of ribosome. Gene Ontology annotation, biological process: translation. NCBI's taxonomy places the organism in Eukaryota, Metazoa, Arthropoda, Insecta, Diptera, Psychodidae. Gene Ontology annotation, cellular component: large ribosomal subunit; mitochondrion. Bases 75 to 617 code for a protein of 180 amino acids.